GCGGAAAGUUGAGUUCCUAGUCAAAUAUAGGUUGCUGUUAGAGUUUAUGAUAAGCAGGACAUUUACUUAACUAUGCCUCGUAACUUCAGUCUUCAACCCGAGAGAAAGAGCCGUAUGACUGGAAUCCCUUCUAAUAUCAAAGCAAGGACUUCAUCUGUUGGUCCACAGGAACAAAAACCUGUUAACCGUGAGGUUAAAUCUAAAGCAAAUAUCACUAAGAUGAUAGGAAGUUUAAUCCAGUUUCUGGAAACCACCGACUAUUCAAAUUCCCUUUCUCCCAAAAUCCUCCAUUCACCCAACUCAAAAGAAAUAUUUUCAAUAUUCGAACAUCUUGUUCGACAAAUUGAGCCCUCCUUUCGUAUUGAAAACGACGGAAUGAAAGCGGAAGAAGUUUGUCUGAAUUAUCUUAAAAUUCUAGGCUACCCAAAUAUUCUUAGUAAGCAUCAUUUAUUAGCACCUGGUGCUCCUCAAGCCUGGAAUUCAGUUUUAGCGGCGUUCGACUGGUUCAGAGAAGAAACAGAAAAUGCAAAUGACGCUAUAAACUUUUCGGUGUUCAGGUAUGAUGAUGAUCAAGAUACUGAAGAAGAGCCGCUGAAUAAAAUUAUUUUUCAAUUGAAAUCAGUUAUUUUUAAAAGAAGACGCGAAGGCCUUGAUAUAAUUCCAAGUGAUAUUGAAGAUUACCGUUGUCGUAUCAACAGAGUAUUGAACGCUCCAAGUGAAGAUGAUAUGAAGAAACUUUAUGAUCGUCUGAAUGAAGUGGAUAAAGAAAUGAAUAGUAUAAAUAAUGUAGACGGAGAAGAAAGAUCAUUAAGAACUCAAUUAGCUGAAACGGAAUCCAGUUUAAAAUCACUAGACGAAAACUUGCGCGACCACGAAUCUCAGAUAGCUAAGUUAAAGUCUUUAGACGAAGAGCGCACAGAAGUUUUAAAGGAACUUGAAUUAAAAAACAAAGAAGCAGAACAACAGUUGGCUGCAGUACGUGCAAAAGUAAAGGAACAAGAAGAUGCUGGUUAUGGACGACUAGCUCAAGAAUAUAUUAUGCUUCGGGAACGUGUCGAUGCUCGAUUGCAUGCUAAAGAUGAUUUAAUUAAAGAAGUUGAACAAAAAGAAUUGGAUUAUACACGUUCAGAAGGCACCAUUGCCCCUACUUUGGACGCUUAUAAUCGUCUUGUCGGAUCAUUAAGGAAACCACCGUUUUCACAGAUCACAAAAAACUGUAAUUUGGAAGUUUGCACAUAUCGCAAAGGAUUUGAUAUUGCUAAGCAAUUACCAUUGCUAGUUCAAAAUGUGAAGGCUUGUGUUGAACAGUUGACUUUGGCUUUGACUUCUAAAGAACAACGACUAAGUGAAUUGGUUGAACGUCUCGAAACUCUUCAAUCGUCAAUCGAUAGUUCAGAAUUGCCAGGUGUACAAGCUAAACUGGAUGAAGUAAAAGUAGAUUUGGCUAAACUAGAUGAACUUUUGGCGGAGGAAUACAGUGCGCAUGCAAAAGCAGAAGAAGAAUAUGUUAAUUUAUGUUCUCACAGAGCCAAAGAAUUAGAACAGUUAAAAAAACAGUUAACUGAUGAUGAACAACGUCAGACGGAGUUAAGCAUUAUGUAAUGGAUUUAACCCUAUAUGGAUAACCGCUUAAAACUGGAGAUCAUUGAACACUCUUUCGUCUAAGUAAGGGACCUCUCAACGGUAUGCAUUCACAAUCUCAUGAUAGUUUAAACUCAAGCUCGAGGUCUCGUGACUUGGUCCUGACAUCUAAACUACGGAGCCGGUAUCCAAUAGUUUACUUGUCUAACUCCAGUGAAUUCAUGAUAUUGUGCAACUACGUCUAAUGUUACUGGGUAAACUUGAAGAAAUAAUUCAAGAAAGAGUUAAAAUCACCUCUUAUAUUGAAAAUAUUAGUCAACAAUUAUCGGUGUUUGUUCCUUACAUUGAGUCAUAUUUCAAAACUAAGGAGUCUGCUAGUCGUACCUGGCAGAUGCAUAUAAACAUACUGCGCGAAGAAGUUCAAAGUGCAGCUCGUCGUAUUGAAAACAAAGUUAGAAAAGCACUUGAAGAAAAUUCUUUAUCUGAAUAGCAUUUUCUCCAAGAGAUUAACUUUUUCUUGCAACUAACUUCAAUUGAUUUUUAUUAAUAUUGCAUUUUAUUAAAAUGUUAUUGUCUUGAGAGUUUUCCGAUAAACCGUUCAU
Molecule: messenger RNA, 2183 nt
Organism: Schistosoma margrebowiei
Lineage: Eukaryota; Metazoa; Platyhelminthes; Trematoda; Strigeidida; Schistosomatidae
Source: the annotation of a GenBank genome assembly